Naegleria gruberi is the source of this 1158-nucleotide messenger RNA. RefSeq lists its product as uncharacterized. Gene Ontology annotation, molecular function: serine-type endopeptidase inhibitor activity. NCBI's taxonomy places the organism in Eukaryota, Heterolobosea, Eutetramitea, Acrasida, Naegleriidae. The record is from RefSeq and is a predicted model, not a curated record. The transcript has a single exon. Bases 1 to 1158 code for a protein of 385 amino acids.
AUGGGUCUCUCUGCAUCUAACUCUCUUGCUGCCUCUCAUAACAAGUUUUCCUCUCAAUUGUAUCAAACAAUUACUCAAAAGAAGCAAAAGGAAAAUGUUGUCUUUUCACCAGUUUCCAUUUAUUUGGCCAUGUUGAUGGCAACUUCCGGUGCAAAUGGUGAAAGUUUGACAGAACUCGUCAAUGGACUUGGUAUUGAUAAAGCUCCAUCUACCAUUGAAGAAUGGAGACAAAUAGUUGAGCCAUUUGCUACCACUUUCUAUUCUAAUCUCAACACUUCCAUUUUGAAUGUAGCCAACAAUGCCUUUGUUGAACAGAAUGCUACUUUGGAUGGUAAAUACAAGGAUCAUGUCAAGAAGGCAUUCCAAGCACAAGUUACUCAAUGUGAUUUUGCUGGAAAUGCUGAAGGAGAAACCAAAAAAAUCAAUGAAUGGGUUUCUUCCAAGACAAAUCAAAUGAUCAAGGAUUUAAUUGAACCAGGUCUUUUGACCUCUCUCACUAGAUUGGUUUUGGUCAAUGCAAUUCACUUUUUAGGAGCUUGGAAGAAAGCUUUUGAUAAGGAAAAUUCAUAUAAUGGAACUUUUUAUGGAGCUGAAGGAGAAAAUACUUGUAGAAUGAUGAGUAAGAGUGAUUCAAAGGAACAAUAUGGUAGUGAAGGUGGAUAUCAUUGGGUCACUUUACCAUUCUCUGAUGUUAAAUACAAGAUGACAAUUGUUGCAGUUAAGGAUCAAAGUUUCCAACAAACACUUGAUGGAUGGGUUGCUCAAAAAUUGAAUCAAGGAAUUGACACUGCAUUCCCAACAAAUGAAGCCAAGCUUAGCUCUUUUAGAUUCCCAGCUUUUGAACUUGAACAAGGAUUAGAGUUGAGCGAAAUCUUGCAAUCUGCUCCAUUCAACAUCAAGAAACCAUUCACAAACGAAGCUGACUUUUCUAAUCUCCUCACUAAGGAAGAUAUCUUUAUUGAUAAGGUUAUUCACAAAGCUGCUAUUAAGGUUGAUGAAGCAGGUGCUGAAGCUAGUGCUGCCACUGCAAUUGUAAUGAGAACUUUGAGCUAUGAUCCUAAUCAAAUUUCAUUCAUUGCCGAAUCACCAUUUACCUUCGUAUUGAGUGACGAUUCAAGCAAGACAGUUCUCUUUGUUGGUAAGGUGAACAAGUUGUAA